AUGGCUGUUCGAAGUAUUGGUAAGAAAAUUAUGAUAACACAAUACCAAGAUCCCGAUCAAAGUAUCAAAGAGCUAAUACGUUCUGAGAAGAAAUAUGAAAAGAACCCAAACCCCAAGAAAAUUCCUCAGCAUCAACAUUUGCCGUUGUCAUUUUUUCAACAGAAAAGGCCUCGUGGCAGCAGUGCUGGUCAUUCUCCACAGAGCUCCAUGGAUGAAUGUGCUUCAAGUAGUCGAGCGGCGGUAAGCCCGGCAAUGGUCGGCAUGAUGGGACAACCAUUGCCACAACAGCCACCGCAACCUGUAAGCUUCCAUAAGCGGCAAAUCAGUGCUCCAGAACUUCAUCCUGAUUACAGCAUGAAUCGACAUAUUCCACCUAUUCCCCAACCAUCCGUCAAUCAUCAACAUUCAAAAAGUGUUUCCGCACUACCGCCAAUAAGCAUGGAUUUUCAAAAUAAUCCACACCACGUGAAAUCUGUUUCUCAUGAAGCGCAUUAUUCCAUCAGUGGAUUCUCCCAGUACUCUGUACCCCAAGAACCAAUAUUCUCUCAGAGUCGUGACAAGAGCAUGUCAUUAGAUCCAAUGAGACGGAAUUACCUUUCACAGCAAGACAUUGAGCAAAUACCUUUGCCACUAGGCUGGGAAAUUUGUUAUGACAGUGAGGGACACAGAUAUUUUAAAGAUCAUAAUACAAAAACGACAACAUGGAACGAUCCACGAUCAAUGUCCAGUGACCACCUUCUGGGUGAUGGAAUAAACCCUAGUUUCAAUUACUAUGAUAAUCAGAGUGCGUCCCGCUCAAUGCCGUCUAUUCAUCAGCCUGGCCCAACAAUGCAUCCAAACCAUAGCAAUCAAUACGUCCCACAGCAACAGAUGGAUUACAUUCAACAGCUUCAGAAUGAGAGAAUGAUGAUCCAGGAAAAAAAUGUGCAAUUAAUGCAGUCUGGAUUACUUGAUAGUCCACAGCAGCAACAAUAUCAAGCAAUAUCCCCAAUGAGUUCGCAGAUAAUGCAGCCUCAUCAUGAACAUCAGCAGCAACAACAACCACCGCAACAAACACAGCAACAAACUCAACAACAAACGCAACAACAAACGCAACACCAGCAACAGCAAUAUUCAUACAUGCAUGAACCACAGCUGAGUCAACAGCAGAAUCAACAUCCGAUGAUGAAUACAAUGGUCAAUCCUUAUCAAACCCGAUCAAUGAACGAAAACGCAAUGGAAAUUGAUUACGCGCACGGACCUGCCAAUCAUUAUCCAUUUGAUGACAUCAACCCAAGCGAGUUCGAUCAAUAUCUUCAAAUUAGCGGCGACAAUAAUCGCAACGAAGCGUCGAUGGCUCAUUAUCAUUGA
Caenorhabditis bovis is the source of this 1350-nucleotide messenger RNA. NCBI's taxonomy places the organism in Eukaryota, Metazoa, Nematoda, Chromadorea, Rhabditida, Rhabditidae. The record is from the annotation of a GenBank genome assembly.